UGUGAAAAAGCGUUCUGUGCCUUUAAGAUUGCGACCUGCCGUAAAUGGUUACGAUAAUGUAGGAAAUCAAUAACACGUGUAAAAAAAUAUUUUAUGAAGCUAGCGACAUGAAGAUGGGGAUUUUGGUGUAAAUUUAUCCAUGAUACCAGUAUUUAUUCAAACUAAUAAUAUGGUGAUCCUUGCAGUUGAUACAUUUGUCCGAAUUUAAAUACUUUGAGUAGUUUAAAGGAUUGAAAGGAAAGAAUCAUGUUCGUGGCAGUGGAGAUGGUUGACACUGUCAGAAUCCCCCCAUGGAAUUUCCAGCGGCAGUUCAAUGAAGCCAUAGCCGAAGAACUCAACAAGAAAUUGGCCAAUAAGGUGGUUUACCAGGUUGGCCUCUGUAUCUGUUUGUAUGACAUCACAAAACUGGAGGAUUCCUACAUAUUCCCAGGUGAUGGAGCUUCCCACACCAAAGUCCACUUCAGGUAUGUUGUGUUCCACCCUUUUUUGGAUGAGAUUCUUGUUGGAAAGAUCAAAUACUGCAGUCAAGAAGGAGUACAUGUCAGCCUAGGAUUCUUUGAUGACAUCGUCAUUCCCCCAGAGUCGCUACAGCAGCCUGCAAAAUUCGAUGAAGCAGAGCAGGUGUGGGUGUGGGAGUAUGAGACGGACGAAGGGGCCCAUGACCUCUACAUGGACCAAGGUGAGGACAUCCGCUUCCGGGUCACAGAUGAAGUCUUCCUGGACACGUCGCCCACAGGCCCUUCUGCCGCAGCAACCGACACCUCUGCAGCUCCAGGGGCAGAGGGUGGCCAAAAGAAAGAUGCCCCUUACACACUGCUAGGUACCAUUAGCGAGCCAGGCUUGGGCCUCCUGUCUUGGUGGAACAGCUAGCGAAAGGAGAGGCCAUUACAGUAGAGAAAACAGCGAGACAGAUGUCAAGUAUUCAUCCCAGCUGCUGGACAUACACCUUCUUUUUGGACUCUUCUCAGUCACUCCUCCCAGGUUGUGACUUUAACACUGGAGAAACAUGCCUCCUGUGAAGUGUCCACAAGGUUAAUAGACACAGAACUGCGGGCUCAAGUAGAGGAGCCAGGAUUCCCAUAAUAGGAAUGGCAGACCCAAGGACAAGGGACCAGUAGCAAGGAUUUCUAAUAGAGCACACAGGCCGGGGACAUGGAGAACUGUCUCACUUGCAAAGCUGUAGAUCCACUUCCCCCUGUAUAUUGUAAAUACUACCACCAUAACUGUUAACGCACCAGCAUUUACACUCGGUGCACAUGACCGUAAGAAAGACUGACUAAAGGGCCCCAAUUGGCCUAUUUAGUGUCACCAUGUAAGUCUGAGUGUUCACUUGAACAAAUAAUGGAGUGAGUGUGCCUAAAUAUACAAUUGUGUGUUGUCUUUUUGACCAGUAUAGUGUUUCAUCAGUGAUCAUUUUUGUUUGCAUGAUUUUGAGUUUGGUUAUUUAAGCAAUAAUGCCCAAGGAGAUGAUGGUAUAUGACCAAUAUACCACGGCUAAGGGCUGAUCUCAGGCAUGACGCAUUGCGGACUAUUGGCCAUGCCACAAAGCCCUGAGUUUUUAAAAAUUGCUAUUAUAAACUGGUUACCAACGUAAUUAGAGCAGUCAAAAUAAACGUUUUGUCAUAUCUGUGGUAUAUGGCUGAUAUACCACUUCUGUCAGCCAAUCAGCAUUCAGGACUCGAACCACCCAGUUUAUAAUUGUGUACAGGACAUGUAUCCCAAAAAUAUAAUAAAAUAACUGUCCUUGGGAGGGUUUGUCAUGAACCCACAAGCACGAGACCUCA
Oncorhynchus keta (chum salmon) is the source of this 1784-nucleotide messenger RNA. RefSeq names its product DNA-directed RNA polymerase III subunit RPC8-like. The coding region runs from base 247 to 870 and encodes 207 amino acids. Gene Ontology annotation, biological process: DNA-templated transcription; transcription initiation at RNA polymerase III promoter. The transcript is spliced from 7 exons. Gene Ontology annotation, molecular function: DNA-directed RNA polymerase activity; DNA binding. Gene Ontology annotation, cellular component: RNA polymerase III complex. NCBI's taxonomy places the organism in Eukaryota, Metazoa, Chordata, Actinopteri, Salmoniformes, Salmonidae. The record is from RefSeq and is a predicted model, not a curated record.